Sus scrofa (pig) is the source of this 6355-nucleotide messenger RNA. Lineage: Eukaryota; Metazoa; Chordata; Mammalia; Artiodactyla; Suidae. The record is from RefSeq and is a predicted model, not a curated record.
AGAGCGGAGGCGGGCGGCGGGAGGAGGAGUUUCUGGGCGGCCGGGAGUGCGGUGGGGACCGCGGAGGAGGAGCGCCCUUCCCCCCGCGCGCUGAUUGCUGUGGCCUCCUGCCCGUCCCCGCCCGCGAGUGUGGGGGGAGCGGGGGCGCGGGGUCGGCCCGAUGGGGGUAAUCGAGGGUUUCGGGGACGCCGAGUGGCGCUUUCCUCUUCCCAGCGAGUGACGGAGGGAAGUCGGCGGCUCGGGUGCGCGGCCACUUUCCCUGCGCGAUUCCCCGAGCUCCCUGCAGGAGGAGAAAGUCCCCGGCGGGUCCGGAUGGCGUAGUUGCGCUGCGGCGCAGCAGCUGCCGGAGCUUCGCGGCCGCCGGGCGCUGGGCGGGGAAACUUCGCUCUGCUUUUUCCUCCAACUUGUGGCGGGUGGAUCUCCGCUGGACACGCCGCCUCCGAGGCAACUUGAAAAUUGGAAAGAAGGACUUAAAGGCCAUUUCUGAUUUGCAAAGAUUGUCUACGAUCUGAAGAACUACAGGCUGAGGUGGCUGAAUGGGACACCCUUUUGGAGAAAUAAAAAUGACUCUUCAUUGUGUGGUUGCCCUGUUUGCCCUGAUAAGUUCCUGUUUAGCAACAGCAGGUCCAGAGCCUGGCGUCCAGUGUGCGCUGUCGCCUGUCAAUGCCUCCCACCCGGUCCAGGCCUUGAUGGAGAGCUUCACCGUCCUGUCGGGGUGUGCCAGCCGGGGCACCAUGGGGCGGCCACAGGAGGUGCACGUCCUGAACCUCCGCGCCGCCGACCAGGGGCCCGGGCAGCCGCAGAGCGAGGUCACUCUGCACCUGAAUCCCAUCUCCUCAGUCCAUAUUCACCACAAGCCUGUCGUGUUCCUGCUCAACUCCCCGCAGCCCCUGGUCUGGCAUCUGAAGACAGAGAGACUUGCAGUUGGGGUCUCCAGACUUUUCUUGGUAUCCGAGGGCUCUGUGGUCCAUUUCUCAUCGGGAAACUUCUCCUUGUCAGCAGAAACAGAGGAAAGGAACUUCCCCCAUGGAAACGAACACCUGUUAAAUUGGGCCCGAAAGGAGUAUGGGGCCGUCACGUCAUUCACCGAACUCAAGAUAGCAAGAAACAUUUACAUUAAAGUGGGGGAAGAUCAAGUGUUUCCUCCCACGUGCAGCAUAGGGAAGAAUUUUCUCUCCCUCAAUUACCUCGCCGAGUACCUCCAGCCCAAACCGGCAGAGGGCUGCGUGGUGUCCGGCCGGCCCCAGGAGAAGGAGGUACACAUCAUUGAGCUGAUCGCCCCCAACUCGAACCCCUACAGUGCUUUCCAGGUGGAUAUAAUAAUUGACAUAAGACCUUCUCGAAAGGAUCCUGAACUGGUCAAAAAUCUCAUCCUGAUCUUGAAGUGCAAAAAAUCCGUCAACUGGGUGAUCAAAUCUUUCGAUGUUAAGGGAAAUCUGAAAGUUCUCGCUCCCAACAGUAUUGGCUUUGGGAGAGAAAGUGAAAGAUCCAUGAUAAUGACCAAAUCAGUAAGAGAUGACAUUCCUUCAACCCAAGAGAAGCUGCUCAGGUGGGCUUUGGACAAUGGCUACAGUCCAGUAACAUCGUACACGGUGGCUCCUGUGGCCAACAGGUUUCAUCUUCGGCUUGAAAACAAUGAGGAGAUGAGAGAUGAGGAAGUCCACACCAUCCCUCCUGAGCUCCAGAUCCUGCUGGACCCUGGCGCCCUGCCUGUCCUGGACCACCCACCCAUCCGGGGAGGGGGCGGCCGGCAUGGAGGCCUUCCCUUCCCUUUCCCUGAUAUCCCCAGGAGGGGCCGGCAGGACGGAGGAAAAGACAGGCUCCCUCGGCCAAAGGACCCUGUUGUCCCCAGCAUCCAGCUGCUUCCUGGUCCCAGAGAGCCCCAGGAGGCGCAGGGGAGCAGGGAUGUCGCCCUGUCAGUCAGAUGCGACAGUGAAAAGAUGCUCGUAGCUGUAGAGAAAGAUUCUUUUCAGGCCAGCGGCUACCCCGGGCUGGAGCUGACCCUGUUGGAUCCCACGUGCAAGGCCAAGACGAAUGGCACGCACUUCAUUUUGGAGUCUCCCCUGGACGGCUGCGGCACUCGGCACCGGCGGUCGGCCCCCGACGGAGUGGUGUACUAUAACUCUAUCGUCAUCCAGGCGCCGCCCUCGGGGGACAGUAGCGGCUGGCCAGAGGCUUAUGAGGACUUGGAGUCCGGUGAUAACGGAUUUCCAGGGGACGUGGACGAAGGCGACGUGGCCCUCUCCAGCCGGCCGGAGCUCGUCGUGUUUAACUGCAGCCUGCGGCCCGCCAGGCAUCCCAGCAGAGCCCAGGACCCACCCACCAGAAACGUCACUUUCAGCAUGGACCUCUACACCACGGACCUCUUUCUAGCGCCCGCCCAGGGCGUCUUCUCUGUGGCCGAGAACGGACACGUGUAUGUGGAGGUGUCUGUUACCAAGGCCGACCAAGAACUGGGAUUUGCCAUCCAAACGUGCUUCAUCUCCCCGUACUCGAACCCGGACAGGAUGUCUGACUACACCAUCAUCGAGAACAUUUGCCCGAAGGAUGAAUCCGUGAAAUUCUACGAUCCCAAGAGAGUCCACUUCCCCAUCCCACAGGCCGAGACAGAUAAGAAACGAUUCAGCUUUGUUUUUAAGCCCGUCUUCAACACGUCCCUGCUCUUUCUGCAGUGCGAGCUCACGCUGUGUACCAAGAGGGAAAAGGAGCCCCAGAAGCUGCCUAAGUGCGUGCUGCCCGAUGAAGCCUGCACCUCGCUGGACGCCUCCAUGAUCUGGGCCAUGAUGCAGAAUAAGAAGACCUUCACCAAGCCCCUGGCCGUGAUCCACCACGAAGUGCAGUUCAAAGAAACAGGUCCAAGCACGAAGGAAUCGAAUCCAAUUUCUCCACCGAUUUUUCAUGGUCUGGACACACUCACCGUGAUGGGCAUCGCGUUCGCAGCGUUUGUGAUCGGAGCUCUGCUGACGGGGGCCUUGUGGUACAUCUACUCUCACACAGGAGACAGCGCAGGAAGGCAGCCCGUGCCCACCUCGCCGCCAGCCUCGGAGAACAGCAGCGCGGCGCACAGCCUGGGCAGCACGCAGAGCACCCCCUGCUCCAGCAGCAGCGCCGCCUAGCCCGCCGCCCGGAUGCCCGCGCGUCCCCGUCGAGAGCCAACGGCAGUGGAACGGGCACCUGCUGUGCUCACCCCCCUCCCAGGGCGAGGCUAACUACGACCCCGGGCUUCUGUAACACCCUAGAUCCAUAUGAGAAAGCUAAGGUGGUGGGUUUCUCCACCAGCCCCUCACAGGCCUGGGGCUUUCAAUGUGAAACGCAUGCCAGUUCUUAAAAUGCUGCUUUGUCCAGGUAAGAACAUCCAUAAGCUGGGGCCCUGCGUUUGACUCGGACGCAAGGAGCUGGUAAAAGUGUAACAGCCAGGUCGUAGAACCAGGGAGGGGAAGUGGCCCAACACUCUCUUAUAACCAACGGAACCAAGGCGUAAAACGAAAGAAGCGUGGCAAGACUUUCCGCGUGUGUCCCUCCCCGGCUCCUUUGCACCUUCUGGAUGCACACAUCCCACCUUGCUGGCACACGGGUGGGGACCCGUGUGUCGGCUCGAUGGCUGCAGCCCUGGCGGGCUGCAUCCUGACACACAGCCAGGUGACAUUCCUUUCGUGCGCCCUGGGCCAAAACCAGCGCCCGGCGCCAUGUCCGUUUCCUCCUCCCCGCCCUCCUGUACCCACUGCAGACACGUCUGAAUGCAAAUUUUGUAUUUCUUUAUAGGCUUUGGGAAAGCGAAAGUGGCCCACAUCGGGGACUGCAGAUUCAUGCCCAUUUAUGACAUUGUGUUCUAAUAAAUGAAUGUAUCCAUGGGGGCACCAUUCAGCUGUAAAGUCAAGGAGGAAUUUGCACAGUGAUGGACGUGCCAGUCCAAGUAGGUAAUUUGUCAUCUGGCACAUUUGUUUUCUCAGUUGAAGAGAAAAUUCCUUCCCGUUUUAAAUAUCCUACCCUUUCAGAGUUGGAAUUUAUUCUUAAAUAUUUUUGGGAGAAUUAGUGUUUCCCCGCACAACGCGUCAAGCGUUUGAAUAGACUCUUUUGUAGAAACCAAGCUCUUGUAAGAUGCCAACGCAUGGCAGAUCCUUUGGGAUUCCAGUUGGUUAUCUGAACAGUGUCACCAGCUCUGCCAAGAAAGCCGUGAGGUAUGGCAGAGGGCCCUCUUUGGGAUUACUUUCCUUCUUUGCUUAAACGUAUUCCCCAAACUCAAAAAGGAUUUGAGGUGAAUUUUAAUUAAAAUGGAAUAAUACGAUGCCACUUUGCAGCUAAAAUAAGCUCAACUGGUACCUCUCUGUUAAAAAAAAAAAAAAAAAAAGAAUGUCCAUCCCGUAUCAUUUGCUACCGAAGGUGGCUUCAUUGCAAGCAAACGUUAUUCUUUUCCCAAAAUUUCCCCAAACAAGAAUUCUACAAAUAGAAUUCUACCCUCAAAUAUUCACAAGCAAAGCCAACUGCUCUUAACACAGGACGAUGUGCCUGUCCUGCGAAUGGAUGCUUAAGUAGGCCAUGCUGAUGCCACCCAAGACCCGAGGGCAGUGUCUCCAGGGCACAUCAGCAGGUGGAGAUGGACAACCACUGUUAGCGCAUCCUAGGGUAACACUCUGAGCGACUGACCUACAGACAUUCAGCCCUACAAUUUUCACCAAAACGAUGGAAGGCCACCAUUUCCAGGCUAUCGGCAUUGGUCGUUUUGCAGAUUUCCACAGACAGAUGAAGAUGUGCCAUUAGAAAAAACUUUCCCUUCAGUUAGUAUUUUUUUUAACAUAAAGGUAUGGGGUGGGGGACUAGAUUACGCUACCUGUGUUUGAAAAUAAUGCGCUUUGCCUAACCUUCAGCAGAAUGUAUUGUGUUAGCAUAGUCUAUGUAUAAAAAAGUUUAAAGAUGUCUUCAAAGAAGACUAGAGUCUUUAAGUCACGUAUAGCUAUAUUUUACUACAAAAAUCUGUGUAUAAAGAUAUAUUUAAGUGUUUUAGAUAAAUUUAAGUUACUCCAUAUGAAAUGUUUAAUUUCAGUUACUGUGAAUUAUUUUGAACAGUUCUUUGCUUUAAAAACAAACAAACAAAAAAAAAACCCUUUCCAUCCUUAAAAUGAAAAUUAGCUCUUCAGAGGUAUUAAAAGAUUCAGUUCUGAGAUGGACAGGGUUAAAACCUUUUGUAAUAUAUUUAAAUGUAUAUUUUUGAGAGAGAUGCUACCUUGCCAAUGAUUUAAUAAAUAAUUUUAAAUUAACUUACAAAUUUAUGGAUACAUACCAAAAGAUUUUAAAAGAAAGAGAGAGAAGCAAUCAUCCUUUAUUUGUUCAGGUCUUAACUCUCCAGAAUAUUCUUCAGAUCAAGAAAUCUGUGUCCGUGAAAGCUGAUCCCGUGUUAAUUGGAGAGUAAAUGUUAUUCAGUACUUCUGAAAUCAUUUCUAAAAAGUUAACAUUAAAAAAAAAAAAGGGUUUUCUCCAUAGCUUCUGAGGAUAGCUUCAUACAUCACAGUUUUAAUACAAAGUAUAAGCUCUACUUUAUAACACGUCUGCAAGUUUCUUUAAAACUGUUAUAUUCCAGUUAAACUUCUCUGUCUGCAGUCUUUCGUUACCUCUGCAGGCUACCCCCCUUCAUGUGCAGAGGCCACUUUGUUUGGUUUGUUUGAUGCUAAAGCUAUUGUCGUGAUGCUGUAACCCCAAAGGCAGAUUAUCUGUGUCAUAUCCUAUGGCUCCUCACCGCGUGUUUACCAGCUGUUUCUCUGUAUUUGAAAAGUCAGAUUCCUUCUGUUGAAGCUGUCUCUAUAGCAUUUUCUAAACAAAACAACAACAAAAAAGGUCUUUUCCUUGUCUGUAAUGAGCUUGUAAACCCAUUUUCCGUGUGUGUUCUGGGGUGGGCAUGGUUGAGUGUGUGUGGGGGCACUGGUGUGCCAGUCUUUUUGUACCGUAACUACCUCAUGGGUUGAGUGAUGGUUGCACUGCUGGUUGUGAUAACAGAGCACAUUUUGUUGGGUGACUGGUGUGUGUGAUUUUUUUUUUUUCCUGUUUGUUUUAGCUGGGGGUUGUUCAUGAAACUGACAGAUGUUUUUCUAAAAAGGACUAUUAUCAGUUUCCAAAUACAAUACUUCUCUCUUCUGGUUUUUCCUGAAUGAGCCUGAUUUUGUUGCUGUUUUUCAUCGCCGAUGAGGGUAAAAAGAGUACCCUUAAAAAUCCCUGUGGCCAGUUUGAACUCCCCUCUCGUACGCUUUUCGCUGUUCAGUGUGUCGGCAAUUUUGUGGCCAUGCUUAGAUGUAUAGUUUUGAUAACCACAGUUUUAAGUCCUUUAUCAAAUGUGCAUAAUAAAAAGAUAUAUAUCAAUUAUUAA